Seminavis robusta is the source of this 2398-nucleotide messenger RNA. NCBI's taxonomy places the organism in Eukaryota, Bacillariophyta, Bacillariophyceae, Naviculales, Naviculaceae. The record is from the annotation of a GenBank genome assembly.
AGUGGCUGAACGGUACGAGUACAACGUACAUGUAUCAUACAAGGAGUGGCAACUCACCCGGUGUUGUCCAGCACCUCAUGUACCGGUACACUACGGCAUGGAUUAUUUGCAACCGUGGCACCCUGGUGAUGUACCGGUACCGGUACCAGGCUGAUCACUUAAGUCUUGUGGCUUCUGGCGUAAUGUCAGAAGAAGCCUUCUUACAUAAAUCUCUGAGUGCCUUUGCUCACGCUUUCUGCGCCGUUUCAUUUGGAGUGAAGAGUUUGUCGCAUGAUUUGAUAAUCAUGCCGCCAUUGCGCCACAGAAAUAAAUAUUAACCAGGCUUCUAAAGGCAAAGAAGGGGCGGAAUUCAGGACUACCGAAGGUUCGUCGGGAACAGGGGAGACACAAAUACUGUACUAUACGAUCGGCUGCUGCUCUCACAGCUACCGGUAUCGAUCUGGUCUACUUGGAAUUAUUCUGGUAUUCUGGUAUACCCUCCAAACACUGCCUCUUUCUUUACGCCCCAACGGCAUACUCGACUCGACUUGAUCAGCCCACCUCAUAAGUCUAACUUGAGAUGUCCAACUCAAAUAGGCCGCCAGGUCGAGAGUUUCCACCAGCAGAUCGUGGGCAACCGGCAGCUGCAUUCCCCCAAAUUCAACCUCCUUCCCGCCCUCCCCCUUAUGGCCGCCAUCAUUAUCAGCGACAUCCUCCUCCUAUGCCCCAUCAUUGGGGUCCCCAACCUGGGUAUCACAAUGCGGCUUCGUUUUCGCCUAACUAGUCGACAAUCAUCGCAAUCCAUGGCCACUCCCAUCCCUCGUCAGGGUUAUCGGCCACUUCCCCAUGGAUUUGCCCCACAUCCGCCCACACAAUGCCACCCUCACUUUCUCCGCAACAACUUCCAUCAUGUUCCUGGGUCGCGACCUCAUCCUCCUGGCUAUGGCUACACUCCACCAGCUGCUACUGAGAAAAAUCAAUUCAGGAAAAAUCACCAAGUACAUCAGGAGCACAUGGGGCAGUCUCAAAAGCCUACUAGUCAGGAAGCAAGGCGCCAGGUUAACAAACCUCAAGCAGCCAAUGCCGACCCGCCAUCAGGAAGUCCUUCUGCGCGGAAUCCAGUUUCCAAGAAGAGGGAAGGGGAAAAUCCACCACAACAGCAGACAACAAAAGAAGGAAACUCGCCACCGCCUGCAAGAGAAGAUGAUGUUCCUUGGGAAGAACAAUAUACAAAGAUAAAGAUAUUCUUUGAGGAUCAUCAACACUGUGUUGUUCCGGGCUCUUUCGGUGGUAAGAAACUAGCAAAUUGGUACUCCAACCAGAAACGGGAUUUGAAGAAUGGAACAAUGAGGGCUGACAGGGUGGAAUUGCUUCGGGCAAUCAAGUUUGGCUGUUACGUUACAAAAUGGAAUAUUGAUUUCAGCAAGCUGCAAAAAUUCAAGGCAGACAACAAUGAUGGACGCUGCAUGCCUUCAUCAACAGAUAGUCAAAACCACGAACUAUUCAAUUGGGCCAAGAUGCAGAAAAUCAAAUUGACAAACAACCACAAGACUCUAACGGCUGAAAUGCGACAAAAGCUCAUGGAUCAUUUUGAUCUAAAUCCGGAGAUUGAGAGUGCAAAACGGGCUGCAAGUGAACUGCAUGGGAGUGCCAAGUGCGCCAAGGCAGCAAGGACGUGAAGAUAUGGCCCUCGUUUAGCUCUUGUUCCAUAGGGUACAGUGAUGCUGUGACGAUACUGGCGCGCGCUGCCGGAAAUGUACUUUUUUGCACUGGCAGCUCCUUGUGCCCAUCGUUGCCCCAACGGUACCGAUACGUAAAAUCGAAUCGAAUCAUUCAAUCGAAUCGGCGGCUUCGCAGACGUUUCAUGAUAGCUCUGCAUAUUCGUUUGCUUGCUGGGUGCCUCUCAGCAGUAGGUAAGCAACCAAUGUACUGGCACCUCGUUACAGAUGCAAUAUUACUGUAGUAUUGGAAGCGCUUGAUGCCUCCGGCCGUCAAGUAUUCUUUGUGAUGGAUCUCCGCAACCGGUAGAGAAUUCUGUUCCGGUACUGGCUAGUAAAUGCUUGAAUUAUCCUCCUGGUACCGCAAUACUCCAUAAAAUAUUAAUAACGUUUUCGUCGAAGGAUGGUCCAACAGCUCCUUUGGCUUGGAGUCCGCAGUGGCAGCAUCUCACUCUUCAAGCACUCCGGCAAAGUACCAUGUUUUGAGUUAGAAAGGCAACGCGCUCCGGAAAAGUACCAUAUUUUGAGAUACAAUGGGAAGCGCUCCGGCCCUAUUAAUAGAUAGGAAGGCCUCCGGAAGAGUUAAAAGGGGAGCGCUCCGGUAAACUACCAUAUUUUGAGUUACAAGGCAACGCGCUCCGGUAAACUACCAUGUUUUGAGUUAGAAGGCAACGCGCUCCGGUAAAGUACCAUAUUUUGAG